GGGGGAUAUAUAGUCCAAUACGGUGGCCAAAAGUCCCCACUACUCUGUUCGCCGUCGUCGUCGGUUAAAUUUCCAGGCCCUCAAUUCCUGCCGUAAAUCUGUUUCCGACUCUCUCUCUCUCUUAUGGAAGCUGAAGAGGGGCCCAGCGCCACCGAAUCCGCCGUAGCCACCGGCAUAGAAUCCGCCGUCGUCACCGUGGCCGCCACCGCGUCUCCUCCCAACGACUCGGAACCCGAUCAAUCGGCGGUCACCGGCGGCGGUCUCUCCGAUGAUCUCAAACUAAAGCAGAUAGAUGUGGUUGCGAGCAAGAAGAGACCCCGAAAGGAGUCCAUGGCUGCUCAGACGGCCAGUAAGAAACCUCGGAAGAGGGCUAAGUGCACAGCUUCUCAGACUGCUGAGCCUGUUGAUCGGCACAUUGCUUCGAGGAGGAGCAGUUGCGGAACUCAGGCCAAAAAUGAGGAGGUCACACUAGUGACAAUAUCUUCAAUUGGUAAUGGUUGGACACAAUCUGAAGAUGUAGUGCCAAUAACAAAAGAAAGCAAAAGGAGGAAGAAUGGGCCUGGGAAACGAGGGCCAUCCACAGGCUCUAAAGCGGAGCAAAUUAGGAAAAGAACAGGGAAUAAGAUUGCUGUCAAUCUUGAUCCUGAGCAUGGAAGGCCGACUGACAAAGGCGUCUCAAGCCUUUUGUCUAAUGAGUGUGGGAAGAUUGUCAGGGAGAAGUGCCCAAUGGUGCAUGAGACGUGGACCAAGAUUUCUAGGGACGUGAAACAUAACCUCAGAAAGGAAGUUGAAGUGAACUUUGACGUUGAUGUACAGCGCCCAUCAAUUAUACAUUACCUGAAUAAGCUUAUGGGUAAGGUGUAUAGGGAGUUUAAGUGUGAGUUGCACAAGCACUACAAAAAGAUGAGGUCCCUUGAAGAGGCACUCGAUAAACCCCCCAAGGCAAUGAUAGCUAGAAAUGAUCCAGCUCAGUGGAAGUGUUUGUGUAAACAUUUCUCAGAAGAAAAGUUUAAGAAGAAAAGCGAAACCAAUGCGAAAAAUCGAGCUGGAAAGGAGUAUGAGCACUGUGGAGGUUCUCGUCCUCAUGGUCUAUAUUUUCAGGAUAAAGUUCAGGAGGGUUCGAAGUUUCCAGCAAUCGAGACCUUCAGAGUGACUCAUCUCAAAAAGGGGAGUAACGAAUGGAUCAGUAAUAAGGCGCAAGAACAAUACGAUAAGAUGAUUCUGAAAGAGGAGGCCUAUCUGAAAGAGUUGGCAGAGAAGCAUCCGGGUAUUACAAUCAAAGAGUUGCCCAUAUCUCCUGAGGUUGGGAUUGAGAUUUUAAAGGAGGUACUCGGUGUGAAGCCAAAACAGCCAGUUCGUGGAUUGGGAACCUUUUGGGUAAAUGAGACUUCAACCUCCAGCAUUAUAGAGGAACUGGAGGAAGUAUAUGCUGAACUUGAGAGGGAGAGGGCAAUUCGGGCUAAAAUUCAAGGAAUGUUGAAUAAUGCCUAUGAACGACUUCGUCAGCUUGAUCCUAAUUUUGAAGUGCCAGAGCUUCACCUGGUUGAUCCUAAUAUUGAAGCCCCCGAGCUUGACCUGAAUGGUGAUGAGGAGCAUCAAACUCAUUAAUGUUUCUCCCCGUCAUUUCAUAUGCUUGCAUAUUGUGUAGCAUUGUUAACAGUUAAUCUGCUAUAAUGCUAUAUGACUAAGUGAUCACUUCUAAUUAAGGCUAGGAAUUUGAGCCUCCAUUCUUGCUGUUUCAUUGUGUCCAUAAUAGUCGACGAAUAUAAAAGCACAGACAUGGUUCACAUACAUAGGCACCUCCUAUAAUAUAGAAAAGCAACCAAGUGUACGACUUUUGCCAUCCAUAAAAUAAAAUGAAUCGACUCAAUUUCGCAAACAAA
Molecule: messenger RNA, 1883 nt
Organism: Fragaria vesca subsp. vesca
Lineage: Eukaryota; Viridiplantae; Streptophyta; Magnoliopsida; Rosales; Rosaceae
Exons: 7
Coding region: 124-1608 (494 amino acids)
Source: RefSeq, a predicted model, not a curated record